ACCAAAGCGGAAGUUUAAGCAUCGUGGGCCUGACCGCCACCAGGUCUCAGCAUACCAAAGUUGAACAAACGGCCUACAUUCAUAUAAAGAGGUCAUAUAUAUUCGGACAGUUAGACCAUUACCUCUGACGUUGCCCCAUCAGCAGCACACGGUCCCCGGCUUCCUUCCACCCCUGGCUUGUGACGUUUCGUAAUCGAACCGCAUGGUCGUGCAGGUGGCAGCACAGUCCCGACCGUUUGACUUCUUGCAAUAAGAAGUGUCAGUGGACAUGUAUAUAUUUGACUCUGUUCUCGAGUCUGACAGUGUCUCCGCUCACUUCUGCGACAUCGGACAAGCUCUAUACACUAUGCUUAACAAGGCUCUACUCUGUCUGGUCACUUUCGCUGCUUCUGUAAAUAUUCUCAAUUAUGGCGGCGUCCCGAUGGGCGUGCAAGCACAGUACCUUCUUGGUUUAGGCAUUGGUGACAUCACUGGCCCUGUAGUGGAGACUAACAUGAUGGGCUAUGCUAGCUUGGGGCAGACGGACACUGGUCUCCACAUGCGACAGCGAAGUCGUGCAUGGAUCGUUGCGGAUGCCUCAAACUCUUCAAACAGAGUUGUGUUCAUCAAUGCCGACAUCGCAAUGGGGGACACCGGCAUUCGCCGAUCGAUCGUUUCCCAGCUCUCAUCUGAAUUCCCCGGUCUUUAUACGAACGAAAAUAUCGCUCUCGUGUCCACCCAUCAGCACAGUGGCGUUGGUGGCUAUUUAGAGAACCUACUUCCGCAGAUCACUGCUUUGGGUUAUGUCAAGCAAACUGCUGACGCCAUUGUGGCGGGGACAGUGUUGGCCGUUCGCCGUGCUCAUGCAAAUCUUGCUCCUGGCAAGUUGAGCUUAGGCAACACUACAGUCUUGAAUGCGAAUAUCAAUCGUUCGCCUAGUGCAUAUCUUGCCAAUCCGGCGGAGGAGAGGGCCAGAUACCAGUUUGAUCAAGAUAAGGACCUUUCUCUGCUCCGUUUUGAUGAUGCGAGUGGAAACCCGAGAGGCUUCUUGAGCUUUUUUGCCGUUCAUGGAACCAGUCUCUACGAAAACAACACGUUGGUCAGUGGUGAUAACAAAGGCAUGGCUGCUUACUUGUACGAAGCUAUGGUCGAGCCAUCGGCUAUGCCAGGCAACAACACAUUCGUAGCAGGCUUCACCCAGUCCAACGUGGGCGACACGAGUCCAAAUACUGAAGGUGCCUUCUGCGAAAGCCCGGGUCAACCAUGGGACGGCCAACCCUGUGAAUUCGAACACUCUACCUGUGGCAAUAAGACCGAGGACUGCCAUGGACGUGGUCCAGGGUUCCGUAUUUCCGAUUUUGAAUCCAACCGACUCAUCGCUCAAGCUCAGGUAGAUGGUGCCAAGACACUUAUGAGCCAAACUCUUCCCGCUGUUAGCGGCCCUAUCCAAUGGGUACAUACUUACAUGAAUAUGUCAUUCCGCUCCUUUACCUUGCCAAACGGGACCACUGUUCAGACAUGUCCCCCAGCUAUGGGAUUCUCAUUCGCUGGUGGUACUACCGAUGGCCCUGGAGCAUUUGACUUCAUUCAGGGAGACAAUUCUUCUAAUCCGCAGAAUCCAUUCUGGGAGAUUGUGAAGGGUGCGGUAACGCCUCUUCCAUCACCCGAACAGGUGCAGUGCCAAUCGCCAAAACCUAUCCUUCUUAACACAGGAUUCGCGCAUUCUCCCUAUGAAUGGUCACCAAGCACCGUCGAUAUCCAAAUGCUUCGGGUUGGUAACCUCGUGAUGCUCAUCAUUCCUGGCGAACUCACGACUAUGGCUGGUCGACGACUAAGAGAGGCCGUUCGAACCAAACUCAUCUCCUCAGGCAUCAUCGGUGAUGACGCGUACGUCGUGAUUGCAGGGCCUGCGAAUACAUAUGCGCACUACGUCACCACGAGAGAGGAAUACGCUGUUCAACGUUAUGAGGGAGCUUCGACGAUCUUUGGUCCAAAUACCCUCGAUUCUUAUAUUGACAAGUAUACCAGUCUAUUACCGUUCCUCGCUCCUAAUGCCUCCGGGUCACCUUCUUCCGAUCCAGCUCCACAGGAUCAGACGAGCAAGGCGAUUUCAUUGCAGACUGCAGUCAUACUAGACAAUGCACCAAUUGGCGAGAGCUUCGGUAGGGUCAUCGCUGAUGUUCAAACAACGUCGCCAUAUCAUGCUGGGGAUACUGUCGUAGCCCAGUUCGUUGGAGCGAACCCUAGGAACAACUUGCGAUUGGAAGACACCUUCUUAACUGUUGAUCGUCUUGUGAAUGGUGACUGGCAGGCAUUCCGAUCAGACUCCCAUCCUUCAACGAAGUUCCAAUGGCUUAGGACAAACACUAUACUUGGAUUCAGUACCGUCAACGUCUCCUGGACGAUCGAGGAUGGAACACCAUCCGGAUCGUACCGUCUUUCUUAUUACGGCGAUGCCAAAUCAUUGUUUGGCUCCAUUUCUUCCUUCGUCGGACACUCGUCCACCUUUGCGACCGCAUGAUGAUUCCCAACGACUCAUUCCACCUGUUGCUAACAUGAACUCUAGUUAUUAGUAUCUUAUGUCCGAUAUCUCAGCUGUGUCCAUUUGAUGUCGAGCAAUGGGUAUUCUUAUGCAAACAGGUUUGGGAUACAAUACAUAACGAUGUCGACAGCAGGAGAUUUCGGAGCCGUACUACAAAAUAACAAGCAAAGCAAACAUUCAACGGCAAAGCGUUGUGGACGUUGCGGAAUAUCGACCAAACACAACAAGAUUGAAAGCAAUGAUUAAGUAGGAUUCGAGAGCAUCGGAAAAGUGUAGAACGACGUGACGCGGAAAUUGAGAAACGAGGAGCAAGAGUGAAAGGAUGAUAGAAAGGGUUUUUGCCAUGGUCACAAUCAGGAUGGUAAAAUCGGUCCAGCUUGAGUCUGGCCAAGGAUGUGGCGAGGCUUCUUCCCAUGUAGUUUAGCAUUUAGCUCGACGACGGUGUCAGAAAUAUCCGUCUCCGAGAUAGAAUGCUCCUGGAGCUUGUUCCGCAAAUGAGGAAAGCUAAACAUAAUGGACGUUAGCAAAAUCCAUACGAUUUCUCACAUCCCCAAACGAAUCCAGCAUCGCGGAAGUUAGAUCGACCUCGGGCUCCGUCACGAAAGUAAACAACUAACGUGUUUUGAAAACAUCGUCCGACAGUGAAUGACGAGCUCCGUCAAUGGGGACGGAAAUUGAUGUGUU
This is a messenger RNA of Somion occarium, 3205 nucleotides long. The record is from the annotation of a GenBank genome assembly. Lineage: Eukaryota; Fungi; Basidiomycota; Agaricomycetes; Polyporales; Cerrenaceae.